CGCGCAGGCGCCCGGCAGCCACACGUGAUACAACGGCACGUAAACAAAUGUAAGCCAGCCCGGCGUGCACGGCUCUAAUAUUUAAGUCCCUGUGGCAGCCCUGUCCCCCAAGCCCUAGUGCAGGACGUCCCGGGCUGGCGGGCUGGGCGUGUAGAGCGAGUCCCGUGCUGAGGCCAAGCCCGUGAGGAGGCCUGAGAGCAGGAGGCAUGUCUGGAAGCAGCAGUGGCUCCAGCAGCAGCAGCCCCCAGAAACGUGUGUACCUGGACUUCAAUGCCACCACCCCGCUGGCCCCGGAGGUGAUCCAGGCGGUAGAACAGAGCAUGCACGAAGCCUGGGGCAACCCAAGCUCAGACCAUGAAGAGGGUGCCAGGGCCAGAGCCGUCAUUAACCAGGCGCGGGAUGACGUGGCCCGCAUGAUUGGGGCCAUGCCGCAAGAUGUGCUUUUCAUGUCUGGCGGAACGGAGGCUAACAAUGUUGUUCUUCACUGUGCUGUGACACACUUCCGCAAGUGGUGCCUCUCCCAGGACAGCCCCAUCUACCACCACCUGCGGCCACACAUCAUCACCACCAAGGUGGAGCACGAUGCCAUCAAGCUGCCCCUCACCCAUAGAUAUGCUAUCGAGGCAGAUGUAACUUACCUGGGGGUGGAAAACCUUCCUGAAGCCGUGCUGGAGUCCAUCCGGCCCUCCACCUGCCUCAUCACCGUCAUGCUGGCCAACAACGAGACUGGCAUCAUGUUCUCCGUGGCCCACAUCGGCAGGUUAUUAGCUGAGGUCAACAAGAAGAGAGAAAAUGAGGGCUUGUUCAAGGUCCUCCUCCAUACAGACGCAGCGCAGGCCAUCGGGAAAGUUCCAGUUGAUGUCACGGACCUCAACAUUGACUACUUGACUAUAGUUGGACACAAGUACUAUGGACCCCGGAUUGGUGCUCUUUACAUCCGAGGCCUUGGUCACAAGACUCCAGUUUACCCACUGUUCUACGGUGGCGGGCAGGAGCGGGGUUACCGUCCAGGCACAGAGAACACCCCCAUGAUUGCUGGGCUGGGCCGCGCAUCACUGCUCGUCCACAACAAUGUUCAGGACUAUUACAGCUCCAUGAAGAAGACAAGAAACUACAUGGAAAGGCAACUAAAGAAAGUGUUUGGCAAUCAAGUCAAGAUCAACUGUGUGGAUCCAUGCAUACCGCUGGACCCUGAAGCGUGUUCCGUGCCGCCCCGCGGACCAAAGCAGCAACACUUUAUCUUCCCGAGACUCCCGAACACCUCCUCUGUCUCCUUCUACUAUAGACAGGUCUCUGGACCUGAAAUUUUGAGGCACUGCCGACUGGUGCAGGCCAGCUGUGGGGCUGCUUGCCAUGCCCACACUGAGAACCAAAGUAUUCUUGAGGCAUCCGGCGUGUGCUCCUUCCACGCCUCCCGCACCAUACGCCUCAGCCUGGGCCGAGACACCACCAUGGAGGAAAUUGAUUUGGCCAUUCAGGAUGUCAAGCAGGCUAUUGAAAAGCUGAUUGGACGGUCAGUAUAAUCAACGCUGUAAAUGUUCAGUCAUCUGCAAGUUACAUGAUCUCCCUUUCAAAAGGUAUGACAAACCACACCCCACUAGCAUGGUAUGAGCAGGCUGACAGGGGUGAACACAUCCCCUCAACUGUUUUAUGAUUUCAGUUAUGGUAACAGACAUUGUUUUCUAAUAGAUUUUUCCUCUAAAUUCAUCACCACAAAUGUUUUAGAGGUUGACAUCUACUUUUUGAUGCCUAUUUAGAUGUGAGUUUUUCACAAUAGCUUUUGUUUCUUUCACUUUUGAUAAAAGUGUCGUGAUUGGGUACUUGAUUGCCCUUCAUUGAAAUUACCAUACUGAAUAGCCUGAAAAGGACUGAAGAAGCCUCCCAAGUGGUUGGGAACUACCUUGAAAAUGAAUGAUCUCAAUAGGAUAUUGCAGAGGUUAUUGAUAUCCAUUAGUUCCAGUUUGCAUGACAAGGUGUCUCCGAAAGACAGGUGUGUACUUAAAAGAAGAUUCAGGGCUAUUUAGUACACAGAUGGGUGAGUUGUCAUGCAGUAACCUUGGCAGUCUGCACACCAGGAACAACCAGGAUGGCAUUUAUAUAUGAAUGUGUAGGUUGCAUGAUAGUUCAUUCAGUGCAUCAAAUGUACUGAAACAAAAUGUGUGUGCAUGUCUAUACAUGUACACACAUGCUGCAUGCAUGCAUAAAUGUAGGUUCACACAUGCAUACAUGUGAAUGUGUGCUCGUGUACACACACGUACGUACGCGAGUAUGAAGAUGAUUGUGGCACCCAGAGGGCAAGGGAUGCCCCUGCUGUGGCCACGCCCGGGGUGGAGAUGGAGGUGUGGACGGGGAGAGAGGCUGAUGGAUUGUGGCCCCAGUGAUUGGACUGUGAUAGGUUGGUUUUCCUGAGUUCCAGGGCUGUGCGGGCUUGGGCAGCAGUAGCCUCACCUCGUAUAUUCACCGCAUUCUAAAGAUCUUGAGAGAUGUGCUUUCAUUCUGAUUUGAAAGAUUGUUUGAGAGUGUAGUACUAUAACGAUUUAAACGGAUUUUAUUUUAUUAUUGUUUUAUUUAUUUAUUUAUAUAAUACUUUUUAGUAAAGUAUUAGUUGGUGGAAAGAUUUAUUUAUUUGUAAUAAUGUUUGUAAUUAAAUACUUUCAGCCAUAGGCUUGUAUAUUGAAACUCUUAUUUAUGUCAGAAGGCAGUGCAAAGCAUUGGUUUGAUAAUAUAGAAAUUAUUUUGUUGAAAGUAAACAUUUAUUUAUAGCAGUUAUGGAUAUUAGGUGUCGUGGACAUGAGAUAUUCAUGUUAGCCGCUGUUCAACAUGCAGGGUGCAGCAGUGGCAAGGCAUAAAUUGAUAUUGUCUUAGGUAAAUUUUAAUGAUUGAUCAAAUUUUAUUUUGUUAAUAUUAAUGAAGGAAAAUUAAAAGUUGUUUGUUAGGUGAUGAUCACAGAACCUACGAGAAGUAUGUUUUAUACUUUUAAAAAAAUAGGCUUACUUCAAAUUUUAGGAUCUAUAAUAUUUGGAAGUGGAAAAAUUUGAAAAAAAAAAAAUAUACAUUCCUAAAAUGUUAUCCUAGAAGCUAGUGGCAUAAUGCUGCCAGCAUCCAUUCAUGGCAUUUAGAACACUUGGACCAGCCAGGACAGUACCUGUGGCACGAGGCGACCAGUGGAUCACAGGUGCGCCCAGACCACAGAAAAUGGCCUGGAAUCAGUUUGAACCUUUGAGAAUCAACACCCCUCAUAGCAGAUCACUUCUUUUUGAGCUGUCUUCAUCAUGUUAUCCCAUUUUCUAUUGGCAGGAUGGAGACUAGAAAAGGUCUCAAGCCAGAACAAAUUAAAAAAAAUGUGAGAAUAAAUAAAAAGCACUGAAGUCAGGAAAGAACACACUGACCUGUGAACUGUGAUAGCCAGCAAGGCCAUCCAGACCCCUGCCGGCACUAUGACCCACAAACCCAUGACCGUAUCUUCAUAAGGUGUGACUGAGUGGUGGAAAUUGUCUGCAUUAAGCCUGAGAUGUGCAAAACUAUCACAGUAUCCUCAUAACGGUUUACCUAAUUAAUUUUGGAUUGGUGACUGCUUUAUUUGUGUGUUUUUUCCUUUUGAAAAGGGUGCCCAUUAUGAGGACAACAUACAUUAAAUAUUUUUUUGUUAAGUCCAGGAAAAGGCCUGCCAUGGGUCACUUUGUUGCCACAGAUACUGUUCUAGUGGCCAUAAUCAGGAAAGGAUUUAUUAAUAAUUUAAUUUAAUAUGUGGAAAAUCUUUUUUAUAGUUUAAAAGAUGCCACUUUAAUCAUUUUUUAUGGUGGAGUCUGGCUGACGGGAGGCAGCAGGGCUGUCCAUUAUUCCCUCCUGGGGCCAAGGUGCGCUGCUGUCGGAAGUGGCAGAAAGACAUCCACGUGGGAAACAGUUUUGAUAAAUGAUCAUUUAUAAAAUUGUGUUGGGAUAUGUGAACAUUUACUUUAAGUAUAGUGAUGCUAAAAUAGCAAUAGUUAUGUAAAUUUAGAAUUUAUCAUAAAACUGCCAUUAGGUAUUAACUUUUACAGCCGUUUCUUUAGUAAACUUAAGAUAAAUGUGCAACACUAGUGUGACAGUUCUCCAAACCAGACGUGAAACCUUUUGUAAGACUAACGUAGGAUGCUGCCAUGACUGUGGCAUCAGCUAGUAAGUAAUUCACAAAGAAUCACAGGAGUGUCACAUUCAUGAAAACAUGUGCUCAAGCAAUUUGAGAAGCUAUGUAACUAGUGCCGGAGCUUAUUCCAUGUUUUCUGCUGGAAUGACUUGCACCUCUGCUUGUAUAGCGCUUUCCUUGUGAUUUCCUUUAGUCAGCGUGGGCUCUUUGGACAGAAACCAUCCAACAAGAUUGUCGCUGCACAAAUGGCGUGUCACAUUGUACCAUCAUCCAGAAAGUAGUGGAAUUUUAUCCAUAUCUUUAAAAACAAGUACCUGUAAGAGUUAGAAAGUUCAUUCCUCAUCUUUUCUAUUACCUAAAAACUAAAUCUGUCUUGGAUUUCACUACAUUACAUUUAGCUUAUAAAAUAAUUUGCCCAUGUAAGCUGUUUAAUGUCAUGGCUUGUUGAAAGAAGAUAUUUUUGUAAUGACUAUUCUCAGUGUCUUCAAGUGUGUAGAAAUAUGCUGCUUAAUUGUGAUAGUUUUCUAGUAGAUGUACUUGCUUGGAGCAGUAAGUAGUAGUAGUAGUCCUUUGAAAACGAACACCAUUGUGUCCAGCUUGUUACUGUGUCCGUCAAUGAAUGUUUUGAUGUAACAAAAAUCUUGGAAUAUACUCUGUAAGUUUUAUAUAAUUAUGAGCUUGUAAUAUUUGAGAGACAAUGGUGUUUAGUGCCAGGACUGAACUCUGGCGGUAAGGGCCAGCAGCAUCAUGCCCGUGGCAGUGUCCAGAGUUGUCAGAGCUGUGAUUGAUUGUUGGUUCAGUCUUCCAGUUUGUCAAGGAGCAGGCUGUUUCGAGGUCUUGCGAUGCACCUCACAGUAACACCUACAUGCAGACAUGCAAUGCACAUCACACACAAAAACUGCACAGUCAGGGUAGAAAGGCUUGAAAUAUUGGAUGAUAUGACAUUCAUUGAUGUUUUUUAUACAGUUAUGCUACCAGUUUACUGGCAGCUGAUGUGGCAUCUUCUUUAGUUUGAACAAAAUUAUAAAAGGGAGCUUGAAAUUCCCUCAACCACCAACUCUGUGUCCAUGAAGGGCCUUGUGUGUAGCCUACACCUCUAGGGUUGUUUACACAGCACAGCUUGGUGGUGAUCCUUCAAUUUUGUGAGAUUCCAAGGAGCUGCCUUGUAUAGGUCUACUGGCCUCCGCAUACUCCUGUUCUUUUGUUCUUAGUUCUCACAUAUAACCCUGACUAUGGCUUUCUUAGAGGGAUACAGGUGUUAAUGGAAUGGUGAUGUCAAAUGUAAACUUCAUUUCAAAUCAAUUCCCACAAACAAUUGAACUGUUGAAAAAAAAUGGACAGUGGUGUUUCAGUGCUUACACUGUGUGACAAUUCUAGCAGCCAUGGCCAUGGUGCUUUACGGGACAGGAGGAGUGUAAUUACUGGGUCAGCAGCCUGUUGUGUUAUUACUGUGUGACCUUACCUGGUCUGGCAAAAUUGUUAAUCCAGCAAGGCCUCGCAACCAAGGGACCCGUUAAAAUGGUGGUGUACUGGUAGUUUUAGGAAAACAUGUCAAAAUAUGUAAGUUACCUUAUUCAGGGAAUCAAAAUACAAAAAGUCCACUUCCACAAGUUGGAGACCCUCUAAGUAAGGCCCUAAAUCAGGCUGCCUUGAAUUGGAAGCCUUCAAACAUUGAGCCAGUAUGACGGGAAUUUCACGGCCGCCGGCAGUCACAGCCAGGUUGCACAGCUGGUGGAGUGCCUGCUGUCACCUGCCUACAGCCUCCUGCACCCUCCAGGUUUUUAGCUUACCAAGUUCCUAUAGAUGCAAAGAAGGGUUAGGGGUUCCUGAAUGCCUACAGUAAAAAAAGAGUUGAAGUACAGUGCUCACUAACGUUUUGAUUGUAAUUGCUACCAAGAUGAGAAGUUGCAAAAUAUUAAGUGAAUAACUGAUAAGCAAAAAUACAGUUGCCUCAAAGCAAGCAGACUUGGACCAAUUUCUUACUCAUAAUUUCUUUUUUCUCAACUCAGUACACUUGUUUUAUGCUUCCCGUGUGAGGGCAGUCUGGAUGUUCACCACCACCUCCAACAAUUGAUUCUGACACUAUGUAUUCAGAAGGAUUCAGCAAGGAGUAGAAAUCUCUAAAAAACAUGCCUGGUAGCAGAAAGAGAGAAGGUUGAGAAUAUUAACAAACUUGACAGACAGCAGCUGAACAUUGGGCUACAGUGAUCAGGUCUGUCCGGCUGCUUCCAAACUUGGUGCUGCCUCUUGUGCUCACGGUAUUUGAAGACUUAAGAGGUUUUCAGUAAAGAACAGUUUUGUCUGCAUUGUUUAGUGCCACCAAAUGUCACGGCAACUCAUCACCAUCCAUCGCCUUGUCCUCCUUGACCCCUUAACCCCUUCACACAUCGGCGUCACGGAUGGAUAGGGUUAAACUGCUCCCCGGUGAAUGGGACUCAAAUAACAGUCAAGCAGCUCUAUUGACCACAGCUGCACUUAGGGAACAUUUAGUGCAGCGCUAGAGAAAGCACACACUCGCGGCGUUACACAAAUUGACCUAAAAGCUUGUGUCAAAAUGCAUCAUGAGAUUCUAAAACUGAUCAUCUGUCAAAAAAUGGGACAAUUGUUUUAUAUAAUACCCCCGGAUACUGUAGCCCAUACAUGCUCUUUACAUAAGGUGGGAUUGCUCCUCUGUCUCAUGCAAACCGAUUUUUUCUAUCAAAUCUGUCUACUUCCUUCAUUGCCCCGGCCACUUCAGCCAUGUCACCUCCCAACACCAGAAGUAAUGAGGAAGAGAAAUACACAUUAAUACCAUACAUAUGUGUGAUGGGGAAAAAAGAAAAGUCUAAAUUAUCACAUAGCCUAUUGAUAAUAUUAACUCGGUAGCAGCGGGGAUCAUGUUUCUUAAAGGUCCCUCCAAGCAAGCAAAAUGAGAAAAAAAUCACCCCUCACACAAACCAUUUCAUAAUAUAAAUCAAAGCAUUUGUGAUCAGAUUGUGUAUCAUCUAUUUUGGGGGGUUUAUAUCAUGGCACAAAUUUGGCCCGUCGCUGUUACACGGUAAAGCCACAAAUUUGGCCCGUCGCUGUUACACGGUAAAGCCACAAAUUUGGCCCGUCGCUGUUACAUGGUAAAGCCACAAAUUUGGCCCGUCGCUGGUACACGGUAAAGCCACAAAUUUGGCCCGUCGCUGGUACACGGUAAAGCCACAAAUUUGGCCCGUCGCUGUUACACGGUAAAGCCACAAAUUUGGCCCGUCACUGCUACCAGGUUAAUAGGACACAUGAAAAACUUCUACAUUUGUAUGGGAAAUCCAUUUUCCAAACAACUUCUAAUAAUGUAAGGCUGUAGACAGAAUCAGAUGCCUCAAAAGUGUGUGCUUGAUGAAGGAUUUAUCUGAUAACCUUUAUCAAAACAUUAGACUGAAGCAAUUUUGUAGAAAUAUAAAUAGUGAGAAUGUCUCUCCUAGUUCGUUAUGUCUGCCUGACUGCUGCACAUUACACACAAUCAGCAUCAUAUUUUUAUUACUUUUCCUGCUCAGCACUCAGUCAGCACAAUUGCCUGUUAUGGAGACUCCUUGCUGACAUUCCUAAUGAAUACAUUUUCUUUCUGACAUGACUUUUGUGAGAAGGAUGGAUUAGCUUCAAUGUGUAGCCCAUCAGUCCCAUAUAUUUUUGCUAUCACCAUGCAGACACUUAACAAAGGAUUUAUUUUUUUGUGUCAAAGAAUUAAAGUUUUCAUAUAUUUUUUUCAAAUCAAAUUACUGACAAGAUUACAUUGUUAAGGUUUGACAGACUGGCAGGCUAGUUAUGCAGCUGUGGGCGGCCACGUGUCACAAGUGGUACUGUUGGUGUAUGCACACAGCGGUAUUAUUUGUCAUUACCAAGGAAAGACUUUAAAAUGAAGUGAAAUUUCAGAAUGAUGCCCCGUAACCUGUCUUGCAUAACUUGUGUGAUGAAACUAAAAGCAUUGUCGUGUUCAAGUCAUUUUGUCUUUAUUUUCACAUCGUGAUUAUGAUGAGCAUUAGAAAACAAAGUGAAAGCCAUUUUUAUACAAGUCACAUCUAAUAUCAUUUACCUACAAUUAGCUCCUAAAGAAGUGUUAUGCAUCUUCUUUAGUAUGAGUUAAAAUUUCUUUUAACUAAAAUAGAAUUUAUAACCAAGCUGAUCAUUCUGCAAGUACUAUUUAUUAUGUGCUUCAUGUGCUAAAGGCAGGAAUGAAUUGUUUGAGCAAACUGCAGUUGGUAAUCCACCUUGAGUGAGGAUGUUUUAGUUGUGUGUCUGCAAGCUUUGGCCUUGAAGGUUAGGAAGGCAAUGUUUUCAUCCCUGUCUAGUGUGUGUUUAUAUGUCCCUGUUUUACAUCCUGGUGACUUAACACAACACCAAGAACCAAACAGGUCUUGACUAGAGAAGGUGCUUUUAAAGCUUCUGUGUUCAGCAAAUGUGAAGUAAUUGCCAAUGAUUGCCCAAAGCACAUUUGGAAUAUCAUGUGGUACUUAUAUUAUUUAUGGUUCAGCAUUCCAUCCAUAGUAUUCCUUGCCACUCAAAAGGAAGGUAUUCUUUUAAGUGUGUGAUGGUGCCUCAUUGAUUUCUGAAAUCUUAAAGGAUUGUAAUAUUAAGGGUUGAGAACACUGAUGUUGCAAUUUCCUGUGCCUCUCAUUUUUAAGUUUUCAUAAAUUUGCCCCCAGAGAAAGUUUAAAAACUGAAGCUUUCAUUUAUUUAUUCCCACAAUUAUUGUAACUAGUUGCUGUUGAAUCUGUAUUUAAAAAAAAAUCAUAUGGGCACUUCAUAUUGACAGUAACAAACCUUUCUAAAACGUGAUUCAUCUUUGGUUAAUUGUAUUUAACAUACCUGUCGUCACCUUUUAUGCUAUAGUCCACCGUAAAUAUGAAGUCAGUUUAGGUGGGGCCCAAACCUCUUCACAGCGCUGCUGCAUUACCCCCAACACGUCACUCUCUCCCUUGUAUGUUAUCUAAGUACUAUUUGAAAUUGUGUAUCAGAUAUUCUGUGAGCUUUAAAUAAGAUAUGGCAGCGCUAUGGCCAGGGAACUCUCUGAGCGGGCCCCGUCCAAACUGACCUCACAGCUGUCGGACCAUAGUCAUGCUAACAGACUCCACACCUGAGUAUGGUGUAUUAUGUGGAGAAAGGGCAACAUUUGCACAACAAAUUGAGUCAGAGUAAACUUCACCCUUAAUAAGAUUUUCAGAAGGCAGAGGAGUCAGUUUUGUGAAGCUGCUUAUUGCUAGUAGAUGACCGUCUCAUGACAAGUAGAAGUUUCCCCACUAUGUAUAGUAUUUCAUAAAAGUAAGAGCAAUAAAAAAAUCAUUUUAAUAUCAAACAAAGCAUUGUCAAACAUCAGUAUAGUAUACAUUAAAUACAGUUAAGAUUUGCAUUACCAUCAUAUUUGUAUUUGUCCAUACAAAUAAGUUAUAUCAGAAUUUAGAUUCUAACAAUGUGUAGUGUGUAUAAAAUGAGUGAGCUGUGAUUGAAUGGAAGGUCAAGUGUUGGUGCUACAGUAAUGUGUUCAUCUGUGUUGUGUGAGUCACAUGACAUCUGAAGGUGCUGGUCAAGAUCCUUCCCGUCUUGAUGGAAAGUGUCAACUACUACUUGUUGAGGAAGUGUUUGGUACUAUACAGACAGAAAAAAGUUGUUAUUAGUGAUACAUUUUGUGGAGAUAAGAUUUUGUAUGUUUUGUAAUUUUUUAUAGCAUUUUGUUACAUCAAAAUCAGCUUCCUCCAAGAUGUAGAGUUAAUAAAUGAGGACAUUCCAAGCAUCAUGGUGCCAGAGCACCCUAAACAAGUGCUAGAUUGUUUACAGAUUGUUAUAGUUUGUGGUGCCCCACUGACCAAUGUGCUCCUUGUUCAGAAUGACAGCUGAAUUGGGCCAGAUUAUUAUUAUUAUUGUUAUUAUUAUCAUUGACAUAAGGAACUGUCGGCCCCAUCACAUAGCACCUUCAUGGUGUAGAUAACCUAUUGCCCUACAGUGAUGCAGGGAGUUGAAGGUUGGGAUGAGAAUCUCACCAUCUGCCAUCCUUCCCCUCAUGGCUGGAGCCUUGAAAGUAGGCCCGGACUGUUCGAAGGUCUGGUGAGGCACGUGUAACUGAAUGGCUGGGUCUGUGGAAUGUUAAAUGGUGUGUGUGUGUGUGUGUGUGUGUGUGCGCGUGCCUGGGAGUGAUGGCAGGGUCAGUUUUACCUGGCACCUUGAAUAGAUAGAACUGAGUGUUCUGUCACUCAAUGUCUGUGGCCCUUGUCCCAUUUCAUGCAGGAAAUGGGAUUAUCAUUAUUAUGAUUGGUUAUUAUUAUUACAAUUAUUGUUACUGAUAACAUCUUAUAUAAUUGUCUAUUUGACUUGUAUUACUUGUGUUCUGCAUAAUUUGCACAAAAGUGCUUUUUCUUUCAUGUGAAUAAUAUUUUUGUUUUCUGAAGUCCUCAGUACAAGAGCUCAUAUUCUUGUAGAUCUUUGUUCAUUGUCAUUUUGGUCAGUGGGGUGCGUGGAGUUGCUAGUCUGUGGGGUGAGUGGGUGUUGAGAACGCCCUGGAGCACCGGGCCCGUCCCAGGCCAACAUUUGGCUGGCUUCAACAACACCAGUAAUUUUCUGUUGCACUGCUGAAUGCUGGUCUGGACCUGGGCAACUGUCUCAUAUUAGUUAUGGGACACUAAACUGUUGUAGUUGUAAUGCUAAAUAAAGCAAUCAGUGUAA
Eriocheir sinensis (Chinese mitten crab) is the source of this 10801-nucleotide messenger RNA. Its product is annotated as selenocysteine lyase-like. The transcript has 9 exons. Bases 207 to 1523 code for a protein of 438 amino acids. NCBI's taxonomy places the organism in Eukaryota, Metazoa, Arthropoda, Malacostraca, Decapoda, Varunidae. The record is from RefSeq and is a predicted model, not a curated record.